Messenger RNA from Atta colombica, 769 nucleotides. RefSeq names its product mediator of RNA polymerase II transcription subunit 6 (gene MED6). Gene Ontology annotation, molecular function: transcription coactivator activity. The coding region runs from base 77 to 769 and encodes 230 amino acids. Gene Ontology annotation, cellular component: core mediator complex; mediator complex. Lineage: Eukaryota; Metazoa; Arthropoda; Insecta; Hymenoptera; Formicidae. The record is from RefSeq and is a predicted model, not a curated record. The transcript has 5 exons. Gene Ontology annotation, biological process: regulation of transcription by RNA polymerase II.
UACAUGCGAUUGGAAUAAGAUUAACAUAAUAGUGUCAUUAAUUGCAAUUUUUACACAAUUCUGUUGAGUAGAUGUGAUGAUGAUGCCCGGAAAAACUCCGGUACAAGAGAAUCCUUUGGGUCUGUCUUGGCAUGACAGCGCCUGGAUUCCCGUUCUUAAUCCAAGCAACAUCAUGGAUUAUUUCUCAGAAAGAAGCAAUCCAUUUUACGACAGGACUUGCAACAAUGAGAUAGUCAAGAUGCAGCGUUUGAGUCCUGAUCAACUGAACAAUAUGACUGGCUUGGAAUAUAUUCUUUUGCAUGUGCAAGAGCCAAUCCUAUAUGUGAUAAGGAAACAACUUAGGCAUUCCCCAACUCAAGCUUCAGCAGUUGCCGAUUAUUAUAUUAUAGCUGGCGUUGUAUAUCAAGCUCCAGAUUUAGGAUCCGUUGUGAGUUCUAGAUUGCUGUCCACAGUUCACCACCUACAAUCUGCUUUCGAUGAGGCAAGCAGCUGUUCUCGAUAUCACCCCAGUAAAGGCUAUUCUUGGGAUUUCAAAAAUGGUAAGGCUUUGGCUGCAAAGAAGGAAACGCCAGUGCGCGAGGAACCUAGCUCGUUGUUUCAACGCCAGAGAGUGGAUAUGUUACUUGCAGAACUUACUCGUAAAUUUCCUUUACCAGUGCCAAAGCCAGUACAUCAAGCAAGUGAACCUUCUGUAGAAAUUAAGCAAGAAGUGAAGACUGAGAAAAAAGAUAUGAAACCACCACCAGAGAAGAAACCUAGACUUAAUUAA